Messenger RNA from Pollicipes pollicipes, 1200 nucleotides. RefSeq names its product gastrula zinc finger protein XlCGF46.1-like. The transcript has 3 exons. Gene Ontology annotation, molecular function: DNA-binding transcription factor activity; RNA polymerase II cis-regulatory region sequence-specific DNA binding. Lineage: Eukaryota; Metazoa; Arthropoda; Thecostraca; Pollicipedomorpha; Pollicipedidae. Bases 1 to 1200 code for a protein of 399 amino acids. The record is from RefSeq and is a predicted model, not a curated record. Gene Ontology annotation, biological process: regulation of transcription by RNA polymerase II.
AUGGAGGAGGCGGUGUCGGCCUGUGAGAAACACGCGGUGGAUCGGCUGGUGGGUGAGCCAGAGCCUCCGGCGCCGCCGCCGGCCUCGGAGCCGGAGCCCGGUGGCGGCUCCCCAGCGGGCUCCACCGCGGAGCCUCCUGACGACCCUGCCGACGCCAGUCACGGCCAGCUGCUCGUUUGCCGCAACUGUUCCUUCUUCUGUCACGGCGCGUCGCGCAUGCGCGAGCACCGGCGCAUGCACCACGUACGCAGCUACAUGUGCGCGCACUGCGGCGUGACGCGCCAGAAAACGAGCCAGCUGCUGCGCCACCUGAUGCAGGCCGACCACGGCGAGACGGUGUGCUCGCUCUGCUUCCACGAAUGCGGGCCUGGUGAGCGCAUGGCCGACCACUACGUGCGCCACAACGACCCGCGGCCCUUCUUCUGCUCCGUCUGCUUCGCCCGCUUCCCCAGCCGCACUGGACUGAACCUGCACAUGCCGACCCACUCCAGCGUCAAACCGUUCGUGUGCCGCACCUGCGGCCAGGCGUUCAAGUGGCGCCACGCGCUGCAGAGCCACGCGCGCACGCACGGCGCAGAGAAGAAGCUGCUCUGCGACGUGUGCGGCUUCUGCACGCGCCACACGGGCCAGUUCAAGGCGCAUAAGGCGCGCCACGCGGGUAUGACGCACCAGUGUCCGCACGACGGUUGUCCGUUCCGGGCGACCACGCCGUGGCUGCUCAAGGACCACCUGGUGACCCACGCCUCCGAUAAACAGUAUCAGUGCGAGGUGUGCGGCAAGAAGUUCGGCCACGUGCGCAAUAUGCGCCGCCACGCGCUGCUGCACGGCCGGCAGGUGGCGCUCACGUGCGAGCGCUGCCCCUAUCAGACGACGCGCUCGGACAAGCUGGCGCAACACGUGCGUGCCAAGCACGCGACGGUGGCGCCUCCCGACAGCGAGCCGCCGCCAGUCGGCGACGAAGCGGCGCCAAGCCGCCGGUUCGUGCCGAUCCUCCCCAAGGGCGUGGAGGCGGCGGCGCGGCCCGUGGUGCGCAUGCGCCGGCGCACUCGCGUCCGUCGCCUGCUGCCCAAGCCGGACGAGGAGCGGCCGCACCCUGCCUUCGCGCAGAAGCAUGCUGGCGUGACGGAUGAGGCUAGCGGCGCCGUCGAGAGCUGCAUGUCGAAGGGCAAGGAGCUCAUCUUCAAGCGCCUCGGUAUGUGA